AUGCCGACACUCGCCCUAAUCAACUUCAACAUCGUCUGCGCGACGCUAGGGGGCUUCAUCUCCCUAUUUGGACUUGUCUCCUAUCUUUGCAAGGACGUGUUUUACCUGUCCGAGGCUUUGAUCUCUCUCCUAGCCGGUGUCGCAUUCUCCCCACAUGCAGCGAACUUCAUAAGACCUCAAGACUAUGCCUUGCAUGACGAACAGAACCUCGAAACGAUCACGCUGCACUUCACCCGCCUCGUCCUAGGUGUACAGCUGGUCCUUGCCGGUGUGCAGCUCCCCAAACGUUACCUCCAAGUCGAAUGGAAGAGCCUGGCCUUGCUGCUCGGCCCGGGUAUGGCUGCUAUGUGGAUGUGCAGCAGCCUGAUGAUCUGGGCCAUGGUCCCGAACUUCAAGUUCCUCCAUGCGUUGAUCGUCGGUGCUUGUGUAACCCCGACAGACCCUGUCCUGUCCAACUCUAUUGUCAAGGGGAAGUUUGCCGACAAGAACGUGCCCCGUCCGCUGCAGAGGAUCAUCAUCGCCGAGUCGGGCGCUAAUGAUGGUCUUGGGUAUCCUUUCCUUUUCUUUGGGAUUUAUCUCCUGCAAUAUACUGGCAUGGCAAAGGAGAGUUAUAGUGGCGGUGCUGGGAGAGCUAUGGCGCUGUGGUUCUAUGAGACCUGGGCUUAUACAAUCCUGUUGAGUGUUGCAUAUGGGAUUGUUGUUGGUUAUAUCUCGAGGAAAUUGUUGCAUUGGGCCGAAGAGAAGCGCUAUGUGGAUCGGGAGAGUUUCUUGGUGUUUGCCAUUGCUCUUGCGUUGUUUAUCGUGGGAACAUGCGGUUUGAUUGGAACCGAUGAUUUACUUGCUUGUUUCAUUGCCGGAAACGUGUUUACGCAAGAUGACUGGUUCCGUCUCGAAACUAUGGAUGAUUCCCUCCAACCAACCAUCGAUAUGCUGCUCAACUUGUCUGUAUUCAUGUGGUUCGGAGCUGUCUGCCCAUGGUCAUCUUUCCUGAACAACAGCGUGAUUCCGAUCUACCGGCUCAUCUUCUUGGGAAUACUGAUCCUCCUGGUUCGAAGACUCCCCAUCGUCUUCGCCAUGCACAAAGGUAUCCACCAAAUCGAGCUAGUCUCGCAGGCAUUAUUCGUCGGAUUCUUCGGCCCGAUUGGCGUCGGAGCCAUCUUCUACCUAUCCAUCAGCCUUGAAUUCCUACGCGAGAUCAAAGUCAACGGCGAGAUCCCAGAGGAUGUUCAGCAAGUCAUCGAGACCAUUCAAGUUGUUGUCUGGUUCCUAGUCGUUUGUAGCAUCGUUGUACACGGUCUCUCCGUCCCAGUCGGAAAGGCAGGAUACCACCUCCCGCGAACUAUUUCCACUGCAAUGAGCACAAGCACAAACGACGAGUCAACACCAGUGCCAAUAUCAAACAUCAGACACACCCAUAGCACGGCCACACCGCUUGAGGAAAUAAACAGCCAUCAAAGCCGUAAGCGUGGCGGUGCACGAGAGCCCAACGGGCCAUUCUCUGGCAUUCAUCGCUCGGUGAUUCGCCCUCGUUCACCGUCGAACCAGCCUGGUACUGGCCAGACUGAUGAACCCGAGAGACCUGUUCGUCUUGUCUUCCAGGAACCGACCGCUAGAGAGACUGACCGGUAG
Messenger RNA from Penicillium arizonense, 1629 nucleotides. RefSeq names its product putative Na/H antiporter. Bases 1 to 1629 code for a protein of 542 amino acids. The record is from RefSeq and is a predicted model, not a curated record. NCBI's taxonomy places the organism in Eukaryota, Fungi, Ascomycota, Eurotiomycetes, Eurotiales, Aspergillaceae. Gene Ontology annotation, molecular function: sodium:proton antiporter activity. Gene Ontology annotation, biological process: regulation of membrane potential; sodium ion export across plasma membrane; proton export across plasma membrane. Gene Ontology annotation, cellular component: plasma membrane. The transcript has 5 exons.